This is a messenger RNA of Oncorhynchus mykiss (rainbow trout), 2189 nucleotides long. RefSeq names its product scleraxis bHLH transcription factor a (gene scxa). NCBI's taxonomy places the organism in Eukaryota, Metazoa, Chordata, Actinopteri, Salmoniformes, Salmonidae. The record is from RefSeq and is a predicted model, not a curated record. Gene Ontology annotation, molecular function: RNA polymerase II transcription regulatory region sequence-specific DNA binding; DNA-binding transcription factor activity, RNA polymerase II-specific; protein dimerization activity. Gene Ontology annotation, biological process: regulation of transcription by RNA polymerase II; developmental process.
AAGGAAGCAGAUAGUAGCAGAUAGUAGAUCCACACUGUGCUGGACUCCCUCCCUCCCCAAGCUCCCACAGCCAGCUGGGACAUUUGCAUACGGAGUGAAGGAGGGAGAGAGGGAGAAAAGAAGGGAAGGAGGGAGAGAGAGGGGGGGGUAGCACCAGACACUCCCACUGGCUAUAAAGCCUAACCAUACCGAACCUCUCAGACAGAAACCACAUGUGGAUCUGAGCACUGGGAGAGAGAGUGUAAAAGAGAGAGAGAAAGUGCAAGGGACAGACGUGGAGCCGAGCUGAGGGAGCCACGCAGACGUGGAUCUGAGAGGAGAGAGCAAGAAAGAGAGAACGAGAGAGAGAGAGACAAAUAGUAUCCUGAGAGGAUCUGAGAAACACAGUGGGACCUGACAUUCCUCCAUUUGGUUUCUCACCUAGAGAAAGGAAAGUUAAAACUCCACAUGGGACUUUAAUGAGAGAGGAACCACGCCAUACUGGAUUGGAGUGCAUCGGAGUCAAAGGAUUUAGAGAGAGAUACUGAGGUAACACUUGUUACUUUUUCCUGUGUGAUCAUUGAACUAUACAUGCAUGUCCAGGUGUCACAGCAGUAAACAAAGCCCUGAGUAGAGAUAGAGCUAGUUGACUGUUGGAACUGCAGAGCACAGUGACCAUGUCCUUCGCCAUGGUGCGGCCGGCACCCAACCGGUACCUAUACUCAGACAUCUCCAUGUUGUCCGAGGACGAGGAGAAUGGAAGCGAAAGCUCGGGCUCGGACGACCGCUCCUUCAGGCUGGACGCCAGAGGCUAUGACAUCAAAGUCGGGGGCCGCAAACGGAAGCCGGGCAGUGCUGGAGCAGGGCGUCUGGGAGGGGGUCAGCUCCCGCCUCAGAUGCUGCUCUCGCAGGACGGCUCCAUCUCUCCGACGACUGGGCUGCCGCGGCAGCGCAACGCAGCCAACGCGCGGGAACGGGACCGCACCAACAGCGUGAACACGGCCUUCACCGCCCUGCGGACCCUCAUCCCCACCGAGCCAGCCGACAGGAAGCUGUCCAAGAUCGAGACGCUGCGGCUGGCGUCCAGCUACAUCUCCCACCUGGGCAACGUGCUGCUGGUCGGGGAGACAUGCGGGGACGGGCAGCCAUGCCAUGCUGGAGCGACCUCCUCUGCCCACUAUUUACAUCAGCAUGGAUCCCCGGCCCACGACGCAGAGAACUCCCAGCCUAAACAGAUCUGCACAUUCUGCCUCAGCAACCAAAGGAAAAUGAGCAAAGACAGAGACAGGAAAACUGCUCUAAGAAGUUAAUAUCUGGAGGACGACAGAGGGAAGAAACUGCCUUGAUGAGCACAACAUAUGAACCAGAACUGUGGACCAGAAACGUGACAUUCUUAAAGGUGUACAUAAAUCAAAACCUGUAUUUAAUUAUAACCCCCCGUCCCCCAAAAAAAAAUCUGAACUGAGAUGCUAAGUGUAGUUUCUGACGAGGUAAUCAUUUUUGGAUGGAAAGAGACUGGAACUUCUUGGACAAUGGAAGCAUGCCCGGAUUCAAAGAGGAGAUCGAGAAUAAUCAUCCCUCUUAAAAACAUUCACCACUUCUCCAUUCCAUGAUCUCUCAAAGACUUGAACAGGGAGAUGAAAAAGAAACACACAAAAAUAACAUUGCUCUCAUCUUUUCUUUACCUGAGAACGUCUGCAUAUGAAACGUAAUAACCACAACCCUCUCUGCAUGAGACAGACACCCAGACAGUCGGUAAGGACUCAGAUGAGCCACGGUGGAACUAAAAGGGCUGUGGUAAGGGGGGUUGUAAUGGAAAGGGCAGGCAAAACUGGAACCCAUGGUUGACUGUAUCAGGCUACUUGCCGGAAAGUAAGCAAACUGUUCCACAAGCCAAAUAUAUAACACAGCUUUCACUUCAAAUGUAACUGGGUUUUGUGGUCAGGGAGUUUCUACCCCGACAGACAACUGCCUUUCUCCUGAAGAUAAAUCCUCAGCAUUCUGUCUUAUGUAAUUUGAUGUUCUGUACAAUAUUUGUAAGAAUCUGUUCAAAUUCAUGUCUAAAUAAAUAUGCUUAUGAAUUAAUUAAGUUUAUUUCAAACAGGUAAGAUUCUUUUAUUUUAUUGUUAUUUUGCAAUUCCCAGUGAAAAAGAAAGUACUUAAAUUUCAAUGUGUUUUUCAGUCUGCUGAUAAAUAUGAUAUUUCUUCCA